Molecule: messenger RNA, 3189 nt
Organism: Anarrhichthys ocellatus (wolf-eel)
Lineage: Eukaryota; Metazoa; Chordata; Actinopteri; Perciformes; Anarhichadidae
Gene: prdm13
Product: PR domain containing 13
Exons: 4
Coding region: 46-1956 (636 amino acids)
Biological process (GO): regulation of gene expression
Cellular component (GO): nucleus
Molecular function (GO): protein binding
Source: RefSeq, a predicted model, not a curated record
CCUCCUCCUUCCUUGCACUCUCCUACUCGGUCUCCAUCAGUCUUCAUGGUUCUGAUCUCACACCACGCCAUGCAAGCCACCCGGGCGUCCACCACCGUCAGUGUGUUUGCGGACUGCAGCGUACCGGCCGGGCUCCGGAUAGGACCGGUACCGGGCGUCUUCAAAAUCGGAAAGUACGUGUCGGACCGCAGGGAAGUCGGACCCAAGAAGAAGAUCCGCUUAGUGCGGGGGGAAUUCGUGGAUGAGUCAGGCUGUCCCGUGCCAGACUGGAUCGGACUGAUCCGCGCCGCCAGGAACAGCCAAGAGCAAAACCUGGAGGCCGUGUCGGACUUACCUGGCGGACAGAUUUUCUACCGCGUGCUGAGAGAAAUCCCGGCAGGAGAGGAGCUCAGUGUUUGGUACUCCAACGCUCUGGCCCAGUGGUACGACAUCCCCACCACGGCCACUCCCACGCACGACGAGAAAGGUGAGGAGCGCUACAUCUGCUGGUACUGCUGGAGAAUAUUCAAGUACCCGAACACGCUCAAGGCCCACGUCCACUUCCACUGCGCCCUGAGCAACGGGCGAGGGUUUGUGACCAGCGAGCAGGCCAGAGGGACGGAGACCUUCAGCAGGUCGCCGAAGUCUGGAGACAUCCCCAACACUUCGACCUCUCCGAGGAGCGGCCGCAGUAACUCCUCCAUCUCAGACUCUGGCAGGCGGGCGGUGUCCUCCUCGCCUUUCCCGCACAAAGCGGGACUGUCAAAGAAAAGCAGCUCAGAGGAGCAAGACAGGGCCCUCGACAUGAGCGUUACCUCAGCCAGAAACCAAGGACACAUCCUCGGCUUCGGUGCCACAUCCUCAGUGCUGAGCAGCAUGGGCUUCCACCCGGGUGUGCGCUCGGCCUUCAAACCCACCGGUGUCGCCAAAGUCCCGGGCGCAGACGCCUCCAGAGAGGACACGAACGGGAAGCUGGGCGGCCUGGGAUUCAGCAAACUCAUCGGGAACAUGAAACCGAUCCGCAACGUGGGCGAGGCUCUGAACGGAGGAGGGAGCCACCCUCCCAAGUGCACACCUGCAAUCAUGGACUCCGCAUCUCCAAUGGUGCCAUGCACAAACGCAAUCCGAGGAUUCCCGUUGCUGCCUCACAUGGAGGAGACCUCGGCUUUUAAGCACGUAGAUAGUCGGUUGCACUCCGGCCUGUCCCCAUCCCGCUACCCCCAGAUGCCCCCCGGACUUCACUUUGAGCGGUUCUCCCUCCCUCACUUCGACGGUGUCAAGACGUAUGGCGGAGACUGUAACAUCCCACUUAUGCCCCUCACGGUCUAUAACGGGGAGCUUCUGUACAGCUCGCCUUACUACCCGCUGAAAUUCCACUUCGGCAACCUCCUCAAGUACCCGGAGUCCAUGUCCUACUUUGGCGCGCCCUCGCUCAACCACGACCUGGGCUCAAUCACCAACAUCGACCGGGAGAUCGCCAUGCACACGCAGCAGCUGUCCGAGAUCUCCGCAGAGAAGAACCGGACGAGGCUGGACACGAUGCCCACCGGGAGCGCCAGCAACGCUGGCUCUGGCAAACCGAAAAAGGGACACCUGUGUCUAUACUGCGGCAAGCUGUACUCGAGGAAGUACGGGCUGAAAAUCCAUAUGAGGACUCACACGGGUUACAAGCCGCUCAAGUGCAAAGUGUGCUUCCGACCGUUUGGCGACCCCAGCAACCUGAACAAACACAUCCGGCUCCACGCGGAGGGGAACACGCCAUACAGGUGCGAGUUCUGCGGCAAAGUGCUUGUGCGGAGGCGGGACCUGGAGAGGCACGUCAAGUCCAGGCACCCCGGGCAGACCGUCAAGAAAUUGGACGAGAAAGCGGGCGGCCUGUUCGAGGACGCGGAGCAAAAGAGUGACAAUGACAGUGACGUGGACGUGUGCUUCACCGACGACCAGAGCGACCAAGAGUCAAGCAAAAAUACCGACUGAGAUGCGUCGGUGCCCACAGAGACUGCUCAUUGACUUUAAAUUAUGUACACGAGAAAAAAAAUGUCAUUUAGUUCUGUGUUGAAUCUUGAUUUUUUUUUUACAUUUGAGACACUGACCCAUCUGAACUAUGGCACCAACUUUUCUAAACUUAAUGAUAAUUCGCAGUUGAAUUAUUACUUUUUGACUUUGAGGGAGUACUGUUUUUGUUUGGCGGUUUGUUUCGUCAAAAAAAAAAAUGUUUUCCAUAUAUUUAAUUGUUAGUCGCAGUUAAAAUGUUCUUUGUCUCGCUCGUGGAUACUGCAACAAUGUUCCCCGGCUGUGCCAAAUAACCUGUGGCCUUUGGGUUUUGGCACGCUCUCCUAACCAUGCUGGUGCGGCAGACAAUUGCGCUCGUUUCAAAUGCAAAAAAAAAAUCUGAAUUGGUAUCAUUUUUUGUUUUUUAUGCAAAUGGUGAAAUCUGUCUUCAUCUGCUGCGUCUCAAAAUACUGACAAUUCUACAAAACCAUCAAAACAACUGCACACAAAACGAGAACAAUGAUCCAACAUCACUAAGAGACAUUUUCAGAAAAACAAACAGUCAAGGCUGAAUAUGAGACUUAAUUACCUGAGAUAUAUAUUUUUAGUAGUGUAAAAAAAAGGUAACGGUUGUUUUUUUAAUGUCUCUCCCUGAGGAAGGAUCUAUGACUGAAGGCCUUAUCCAAAAAAAGAGCACUACAUUCCAUCACACUGGAUAUGGCAUUCUAGUAAAUUAUGAGCUGCAAAAGAAUAUGAUUCUUUUUUUUUAUUAUUAUUAUUAUUUUACUUUGCUUUUAUUGUGAGAAAAAAAUGGCAUCAUUCCCACAUUCCCUUCUAAACUGUCAGUUGCACUUUAAAAACAGCAAUGGGCAUUUUCAUUUCAACAGGACGGAUUAUUAUAAACGAAUUUAUGUUCAGGACUUCAUUAGAGAUCUCGGAUUCCCUGCGCCUCGCUGAGUAACACACUGUACUUAAAUUUGCACUUUCUUGCAGAGGUCACGCUGUUCUUAAAGAAGCAGCCACAGCAGCACCCAGUUUAUUUAAGGAGUUAUUUCUAGAGAGAGAAAAUUGUAUUGAUUGCAAUUAUAGCCUGUAAAGAAGUGUAAAGUAUGAUAUUUCACAUUUCAGUGGAGAAGUGUUGUAUACGUUUGUUUAUAAGUGAUAUUGUCUAUGAGCACAAUAUUUUACUCCCGCCCAUUAAGUCGUUGGUUUUUGAAU